AGCGAAUGACUUGCGCCCUACGGCUUUCCAUCACCUGAACAUCCUGGACACAAUGCAACUCCACCGCACCCUCGCACUUGUCUGUCUAUAAAGAGGGUCAGGAAGAUAGUUCCAGCCUCCUUUGUGCUCUGAGCAAGCGAAAGGCUAUGUCUGAAGAGGAGGAACACGACAUAAAAGCUGUGGAUGAGCUUGCCAAAGUACUUAGAGACUUAGGUUUUAAUACAACUUUUUGGAUUCCAAAACUACGAAAUAUUUUGGAUAUCACCAAUGUAAAAGCAUUGCAAUAUUUUGGCCCUGAGGAAUUUGAAAUCAUAGAACCACAUUGCCGGCAUUCAUGGGAGAAAAAGGCAUUGUGUAAGUUAGUGGAAAUGUCGGGCAAUGAAGUUGUUUUAAAACAAUCACAACAAUGUGAGCCAAUUGGAAAUAAACAGAAGCAAGAUGCACCAACAAAGCAGCAUCCGGAACAAAUCCAUCAGAAAAGAUUAAUUCACAGUGGUGAGGCCAACGUAGAGACUGAGACAGAGCAGCAAAUGGAAUUGAAAGGAGCAAAAGAACCCCCAUUGUGGGAUGGCAGCCAUUCCAAUGAUAUGGCAAACACUUCUCUAAAGCAGUUAAAUUUAGCAGACAUUUCAACUUUACGUGGGACUAUUUCACGUCUAAGUCUUUUACAAAAUGCAUCUAAAGGACUUGCUUUGGAGGGGGUGUAUCGAACUGGUCAAAUAAAGGAUAGGCUAAAGAAAAGAGGCAAACUCUUAAACAUCCCAAUGUCGUUUGAUCUUGCUGGGCCAGUACAUCAGCCGAUGAUAAAUAAACAAGAGUUUUCAUCAUCUGAAGAGGAAAACAUAUUUGAGACAGCAGUGGAAAUAAUGGGAUUCAAUACCAUAACGACAGAAGAAGGUUUCCUACUGGCCUUGAAUGAAGAAAUCAACUCGCGUCAUAGCAAGGCAUUACACAAUGAAAAAAAGCAACAAGAAAAUCUCACGGAUACCUGCAUUCAUAGCGCCAAAUACCUGUACCUGCCACUUGCCUCAGGAAGUCUUGACUUUAAUCAACUCAAGCUCUCUGAUGAGGCGUUGGAGGAAUUACAAAGCGUUGAAAACACUUUAAAAACCGCCAAGGAUUAUUUUAAAACGCAUGUGCUAAGAAACAGGUUAAGAAGUUUUUUUGAGAAAUUUGGCUCUCAUGCCCAUACAGGUCCUGUCCACUUUGGUGGGAUUUUUAAGUGGAAAGCAUCAGCAGAGGGAAUCAGCUCCGAUGAGAAAAAGGAAGACAGAAAUAUGCUAUCGGAGGCAGUGGAAAGGUAUUCCACUUCUGCCUACAACAUCAGUGGCAGUGCAGGUGGUGUGAGCAUGAUGGCAUCCGAAUUUACCACGGAAUUUUCUGAAAAAUACAAUGCUCCACUUCUUAACAAGGUGACAUUUUUCGUAGGUACAAUAGGUGGACCACCUGGCAUUUGUUCUCUUCAACAAUGGAAAACCGACAUUGUAUCCAACACCAAGACGUGGUCUGUCAUUGAUCUAGGCACAUCAUUGGUUCCAGUGUGGGACAUUGUCAAGUUUAACCACAAGGAUGAUUUUCAAAAUACCUUGAUAGCUAGCAGGCUCAAGGAGGCAUACACACUUUUGACAAACCAAAAUCCAAAUUUUUGUCUAGAGGAUAUAUUGGUCUCUGCUAAUGCUAAAGCCAGGUCAGUGAUGCAAGAUAUUAAACAUUGGCAAGAAUCCGACAUGGAAAAUAAUUUAAAAAAGAUACUUGAUUUGAAACAAACGUUAUAUGAUGAAACGAAAAGCAAUUUAACUUGGAUAAACACCUGUUUAUCUCACCCAGCCCUCCAAUCAUUUUUGUCAAAUCUUGUUACAGCACCUGCCAAAACGGUGAAAAUCACAAAGCUUAUGCAGUCUAUUAUGGAGCCAAACAGCUGUGACGUUGACAGUUUUCCGCAAUUCGCCUCCAUUAUGCAGUGGUUGAAUGAGUCUGAAGGAGUCCCUACUCAUUUAUCUGACUUUAAAGAUCUCGUGAACAUCUUAACAAAAGCAGAAGAACAUUUAAAAUUUGAUUUUUCACAAACUUUUUCAGAAAUUCAUGAAAAAAUAAACAAAGAAAUCACACAUGCAUUUAAUUCAUUCUGUCAAUCACUGAGAACAACAAAACUCAUCGAACAAGAGCUACUCAUCAUUUCAGUUGCUUCUGCUGUUGGCUACUGUGUAAAAGAAAAACGAUUUCAGCAUCCCCUGAAUAACCACAACAUUGAUCAUCUUCAACGUGCACUAGAGUCAGCUUACGGAGAGUACUCACAACUGAUGCAACAGGACAAAUCCAGAGCUCAGGCAUACGUGUUACGGACAGGUUUGUCUAAUGCACGGACUCUUGCCCAAAAGCGAAAACAGUUCGAUUUCAUGAGAUCCCAGGUCGAAGAAACAAUGUGUGCUGAAGUUUCCCAUGUGAUUAAAUACAAUGAAAUAGGGCCAACUGACUGGAAUAAACUUGAUAUGAUGCUGGAAUCCAUUAUCGCUGGAACUUUCAUAGAACAAACAUGUAGUUCAAAUAAAGAAUGUACGAUACGAAAUACAGGAAUAAUUUCCCAGGGGGGAUGGAAAGAGGACACAUAUUCAAGGCAAGAAGAAUUACAAAAUAAACCAUCUAUUCAACCACGAAGAAAUAAUGAUGAUGAAAAGUUCAUGAAUCUGCUUGAAAGACUCUCACUGAUAAAAUACUACCCCAAGGAAUUACACACAAGUGAUGUAUGUGUUAUCAACAGGUCUCCAAUUCAAACUAACCCUGAUCGAUGCACAGAACAAGAACUUGCUCUUUCUUAUCUGCAAAAACUGAUGAUGAUUGACUAUCGAGCAAGAUGUGUUAGUUUUCAGUGUGAAAAUCAAAACCAAGGCAAAUUAAACAACUUAUCUCAGUCCAUGAAUACAAAUAAAAGCCCUAAUAGUGAUAGCUUCUUUUCUAAUGAUGAUGAUGAUGACGUAAUAAAUAACAGUGAUGGGCCUAGGACAAACACUGAAACCAACAUUCACCCUAUGGACUUACAAAUGGCAAUUUUCCAUUGUGGAGACAAUUUUGUAAGGCAGUACAUUUACACCAAACUGUCAUUCAUCCAGUUUGCACUUCCGCUUUUAGUUCCAAAUCCUUGUCGUUCAGAAAUAGAAUUCCCUAUGUGGUCAUUCAGACAGAUUAAAAAGAGCUGGAAAUACCGUGAUGCAUCUACCAAAAAAGUGCAAUCUAAAAACUGUGCAAUCAUUGAUGCCAACACUGCACUCGUGUCCUUCGUAAGAUUUGGUGAAUCACCUGCAUCAAAAUCUCAGAUAAUGAACUCUCUACUCGGCAAUCAAACGCAUCGAGUUUUCUUUCAUAGAUACUGCCGAGGCAGCAGCAGGAAUGGUCAACUAAUGAAAGGAGUUGCAGAGAUCGCCUGGUAUCUUCCAGGUGGGAAGGACGAUGAUGUAUUUAAUGACUGCAUAGCAUUCACUAAUCUCCACGGAGAUGCAAGAGAACACAAAACACAGGUGAAAUUUUUACAUGAGAUUUCGUCUAUAAAUGUUAUAUUACUGUCAGAUGGUGAUCGCGAUGAAGAAGGCAAACGUAUCUUAGACGAAUGUUUGAGUUCCCCAAAGCCGCUAAUUUGCCUCUGUGCUGACAAAAGGAGAGUUUCCAGUGGAGUAUCUGGAACAAACGCGAAAAUUGCUGUCGAGAAUCGAAAUGAGGCUGAGUUAAUCGAUGAAUUGACGUCAAUAAUCAAAUUGUUUUUAGACAAUUCAGAAAGAAAAAUUAGCAUCGAAGCUUUCUCAGCUAUUGCAAGACAGCAUAGCUUCAUUGUUGAUGAAGAUGAUAAACAAUGUGAAGAGGGCAAGGGUAUGGCGAAAGUUUUGCUGAGUCUUAUAAGUGACAAUCCACUGUGUUCCAUAAAGGAGAAAUUUUUGCCUCUUCAAGGGAAAUUGUGGCAGUCGUGGUGCAAGAAAGACAAAGAAUUGACUCGCAUGAUGGUAAGGGGGGGGGCAAAGUGUUGAGGAAUACAAAAGUAAUAUUUUAGGAGAAAAAACACGCAUUAGGAAAGCACAGCUUGAAAAAGCAUUUCCUCUUAACGAAUUUAUGAGAUCAUUGAUUGAAAUUUUGAACCAUAAGUCAUGCACAGUAAAAACAUACUUUCUGCAUUGGUUACGCAUAUAC
This is a messenger RNA of Lethenteron reissneri (Far Eastern brook lamprey), 4173 nucleotides long. Its product is annotated as interferon-induced very large GTPase 1-like. NCBI's taxonomy places the organism in Eukaryota, Metazoa, Chordata, Hyperoartia, Petromyzontiformes, Petromyzontidae. The record is from RefSeq and is a predicted model, not a curated record.